Pelobates fuscus (common spadefoot toad) is the source of this 2898-nucleotide messenger RNA. RefSeq names its product KIAA1210 ortholog. The transcript is spliced from 12 exons. The record is from RefSeq and is a predicted model, not a curated record. NCBI's taxonomy places the organism in Eukaryota, Metazoa, Chordata, Amphibia, Anura, Pelobatidae. The coding region runs from base 133 to 2889 and encodes 918 amino acids.
UUAGGGCUUGUGUAUUGCUAGGUGCUGCAUGUAUGGGCAUUUCAAGGUUGGAUCCUCUGGACUGAUCCUGCCACAGAUACCAGGAGGCAGCAGGGAAGGCACACAAUAAGUAGAUGCAGUCACACCCAGGCCAUGUCUGCUCUGUAUAGUUGUCUGAAAGGUAAAAAUGACUCGAUUAUGGCUGCAAAUUCCGCAGAAGGACCUCAAACUUCAGAGACAGAAGAGGCCCAUGAAGAGAACACAGGAAAAAAGAAAUCUAAAUUUCAGGCCUUCAAAAAAUUUUUUGUCAAAAAGAAAAGAAAGGAAUAUCCGACUCCAAGUAGAGAAACCAACUUAAAGCCCAGUCAGUCUAGCAGCGAUGUGAGCGUGUCAGCAGUCAGUACGACUGCCCUCCCAGCAGCCCAGGAACCAGGCCCAAAAAGCAAUAUGGGUAACAAGGCGUUAUCACAUGACAGUGUAUUCCAGUCUGAGACUGAAAAUAUCGCAAAGGACAAAUCAUCACAGGAGAACAUUCCUGGCAAAGUAAAGUCAUUACAGCUACAGCUUGAGCAGAACAUCAGAAUAGGAUCUUCUCCACGAGGGAUUGUUCCCAAAAAUAUAGAGGACUCUGGUGCCCUUUCUGAAGAUGAUGGUUUGCCCAGGAGCCCACCAGAAAUAAACUCCCUGCAUGAGAUAUUGGCAGAAUCCUCGGCCAAGUCUUCCAGCUGUACACAGAGACGCAGCUCAUUAAGUUUAGGAGGGACAGAUAGUGAGGAAGAGCAGGUAUCUUCUUGCCCUAGGAGUCCUUUGUCCAGUGUCCUCUCUUGCCCCACUUCCCCAUCAAGCCGCUUGCAUCUCCUGGACUUUACAGAACCAGCUAGCUCCUUGAUCUGCCUGGAUAACUCUGCAGCUAAGCACAGGAUUGCCGUCAAGCCAAAGAACCAGAGAGGACCCACUGUGAAACUGAAGCAAACUGCAUCUGUACAACCAAAAGGAACCAGCGUCAAAGGAAAGGUUGAUACUGAAGAACCAGAAUUGGAUUCUGAACAUGCAAAGUUUAAUACUGAAGAUAUAGCGGUAAGGAUAUCUGUGGUUGAUGCAAAGCCGCUUCUAGACUUGAAGGAAAUUGAAGAUACUAAGGGCAAUGGCAAAAAUGAGGGCCCUUUUGUAUCUCUGACUCUAGAGUCUGAAGAUAAGCAAGUGCCUAAGAGUGAAGCUGCACAAUACGAAGCUAAUGUGGAUUUCCAUAUUAGUCAGACACCUGAAGAAGACCAAGUGGAGUAUAUUGCGGAAGCCACUGAGAAAAGAGAGGAAAGCGAUCCAACCACAGAGUCCAUUUUCACCAUUCCUGUUUAUGAGCUGGAUGCAGUUCUGGAUAUGGCUGAGCUUCCUGAGACCACUGACCUGAAGGAGGAAAUUGUAGACCGUGAUAUUUCCCCAAACCAGACCUGUGAAAUGGUGGACACUUCCCCAAAGAUUGAUGAGAACUUGUCAGUGAUUGUUACAGAUGAGCCCAUAAUUAAUGAAUUUAAACAACAACUUGAGCUGGAACCAUUAGAAACUUGUUUCUCUGGCACACAGUGUAAGUUAAAUGUUAAUACUGAGAGGACUUUAAAUCUAGAGGAGACUUCAUUGUUAAAAGAUGAUUUAUUGGAACAAGAGUGCAUUACUGCCACGUGUAGCAGUGACCAAUCCACAGAGUCUUGUGAACCGUCUUGUGGAAUUCUAAUGGUGCACGAUGUUCUAAGUGAUGUUGUAGAGAGCCAAGAAAUAUUGGAAUGUAAAGAAACACAUGUAUGUGCUGAGCACAGCGAAUCAGAUCACGUAAGCCCAAACACAGACAAUGAAAGUUCAGCUAUGCAAUUUUCUGGAGAGUUAGUGUGUGAAAAUGAAGUGGUUCAUUUAGAUGAAGGGGUAACUGAAAGCCCAAUGGAGAAGACUGAAAAUCUACUUGUUGAAUCUGCUACAGAAAUCAGUACCAGUGACUCUUGUUCUGUACAAGUGGCCAGUGGGACAGUUGGUAAAGAGCUGGAUGUUCUGUCUUGCACUGACCCCUUGACAGAAACAUAUGAGGAAUGUAAAAAAACAGAGACAAACCUUGAAAGCAAACAGAAAUCUGCUGCUAAACCAGUGAGAUUCACAGUAGCCCCUGCAUGGCAAAGAUCACUCUCUGUUGCAUCCCCGAAAGAGUUUGCCUUCCGGAAUAUUCUAAAAUCUGGGUCAUUUGAUAGUGCAGAGGAGACCGUUAUUACAAUUCAUAAGGAUGAAUCUAGGAAAACGGACAAGCUUACUGAUAUCCCCCCAAAAAGUGAUGAGGAAUCUUUGGUUCCCUUUGGUGUCCGGUUGAGAAGCACAUCCACCCCUUUAAAAUAUAGUGAAGCACAUUUUGGGGAAUCUGUUAAGCCAAGUACAGUAGAUACUCUACAUUUGGAUUUGAAGCAAAAUACUCCAAAACCAACAAAGACAGCGCAGAUUCGCUCAGAUGCUACAAAGGAAUCAAAACCUUUGCAUACCAAUGAAAAUCGAACACCACUGAAACCAAAAGCAGACGAUCCUUCUCUGAAAGAAAUCAUAGCACCUAGCUGGAUUUCAGUGGCAAAACAAAAAAGGAAAGGAUUUCAGGAACAUCCUCUUGCCAGAGAGGAGAACAUUACAGCUGAAAACAACCAAGCCAAGGGUGCUUUGGAAAUUUCCCUAAAAAUUAGCAACGAUUCCAAAACACAAAGCGAAGAGAUAAAGCCAAAGAAAGAACUUCAGUGCAUUGACAUUUAUCCAGCUGAAUCUAUAGAUAUCCGACCAGGACCAGAAAAAUUUCCUGCCUCCCUUCAAAAUCCAGAUGAACCUCCAUGGCUGUCUCUAGCCAAGAAGAAGGCAAAGGCAUGGAGCGAGAUGCCUCCUAUCACGCAGUAGCAUAUAUAU